UGGAUAGUCCGGAAUCAAAUGAGACUAUACUAUCACCCGAAUCGAAGAAGAAUCAUAGACACAAUCGACGACGACGAGACUGAGAGAUCAGAUAGUGCGUGCGAGAAAAGAUGCCGGUGAUGGAGAAACUCAGGAUGUUCGUCGCGCAGGAGCCUGUCGUCGCCGCCUCCUGCUUAAUCGGCGGUGUUGGACUCUUCUUGCCUGCUGUGGUGAGGCCUAUUCUUGACUCGCUCGAGGCAUCUAAGCAAGUUAAAGCGCCUCCACUUACCGAUGUUAUUGCUGGAGUUACAGGGAAGAAACAGACCUAAUCCGAGCAAUGAUUUCAUCUGUUUUCCUACAUUCAGAUCAUCAUUAUUCCUUUUUGUCUUUAACUCUUUCUAUUUGCAAAUGAAAUAAGCCAAGACUCCAUCUUUUUUUCUUGUUCUGGAACUUUUUAUACAGGCAUUUGUGUUUGUACACUCUUUUCAUCUUUUUAUCAGAUGUAAUGGAAAAGCUUGAAAGUUUUUGUUUGCCAUGGCU
Brassica oleracea var. oleracea is the source of this 519-nucleotide messenger RNA. RefSeq lists its product as uncharacterized. The transcript has 3 exons. The record is from RefSeq and is a predicted model, not a curated record. Bases 111 to 308 code for a protein of 65 amino acids. Lineage: Eukaryota; Viridiplantae; Streptophyta; Magnoliopsida; Brassicales; Brassicaceae.